GGAAGUACAACAAAACAAGGGGAGACAGAGGGAACCCAAGAGGAGCUCAGGUGCCUCUCUCCCAUUCCCACCUGUAUCUCUCUCUCUCUCUCUCUCAUACAAUCACAAACCCUAGCUCUCUUCGUUUCUCUCUCUUGAAACCCAAUCUUUUCCUUCGAACCAGUGCUCUACCAGUCUCGAUAUAUCUUCCCCGUCCAAAACGCCGCCCGUCCAAUCCCCAAAACCCUAAUUCACCAUUUUCUUGUCCAAAUCUAGGGGUUUUUCUCUGAAGUACUGUCGCAGGGCUUGAAAUCUUGGGAUUGUUUACCAAAAUCCGAGCCAGCUUGUGAGAGCUAGAGAGAUAUUUGGCAGAGUCAUGUACAGGGAGCGAGGAGGCGGAGGUGGGUCAUCGAGAUCGGAGAUCGUGGGAGGGCCGUUGGAUCGCAAGCGCAUCAAUGAUGCGCUGGACAAGCAUCUAGAGAAGUCGUCCCCGUCGACUUCGAGGGGUGGUGGCAUCAACAGUAAAGAUAAGGAGAGGCUCUCCGUGCCCUCCACUUCCACUGGUAAAUCUCAGCCGCUCGAUCAUCGCGAUUCUCGCUCCGCUUCACUUUCCAAGAACAAGUGCUCUGAUGAGGAAUCUGAAACAGACAGUGAAGAAUCAGAUGUUAGUGGUUCUGAUGGAGAUGAUACAUCAUGGAUUUCGUGGUUUUGCAAUUUGCGAGGAAAUGAAUUUUUCUGUGAAGUAGAUGAUGAAUACAUUCAAGAUGAUUUCAAUCUUUGUGGUUUGAGCAGUCAAGUUCCAUAUUAUGAUUAUGCACUUGAUCUGAUUUUGGAUGUUGAAUCUUCUCAUGGUGACAUGUUCACUGAAGAGCAGAAUGAAUUGGUUGAAUCAGCAGCGGAGAUGCUGUAUGGUCUUAUACAUGUUCGAUACAUACUGACCAGCAAGGGAAUGACUGCAAUGUUAGAGAAGUACAAAAACUAUGAUUUUGGAAGGUGUCCGAGAGUUUACUGCUGUGGACAACCCUGCCUCCCACUUGGUCAAUCAGACAUUCCUCGCUCAAGCACCGUAAAAAUCUACUGCCCCAAAUGUGAAGACAUUUACUACCCUCGGUCCAAGUACCAAGGCAAUAUUGAUGGAGCUUAUUUCGGAACUACGUUUCCCCACUUAUUUUUAAUGACAUAUGGACACCUAAAGCCACAAAAGGCGACACAGAGCUAUGUUCCAAGAGUUUUUGGCUUCAAGAUCCACAAGCCAUGACAUAAAAAGGUGCAAGUUGUUACUAUUUGUGAUGAACUUCCAUGGUCCAUUUGUGGUGGUUCUCUCAUCUUGCCUCAUGUCUGUGUUGAAAAAUGAAUGGCCUAACAAGCAAGAUGAAAUGCAAGAGUACUACAAUUGAUUUACCAAUGAAAAUUUGCCUAUAAGCAGAGCAAACCUUAUCUUCUUAUUUUUGUUCGUGAAUUUAACAGAGCGUUUGUAAGCUUCUCUCUUCUUCUUCCGCUGAGGAUAUGUCAAGUGCUUUGCAGUUUCCUUUGCUUGAGUUAUCAUGGUUGAGCAUACACCAAGGGUUUAAGGUUAUAAACUAUUGAUGAUAUUGGAUAGCCCAAUGAAAGUGGGAGAAUAGGAUCAUCUCUCAAUUUCAAGUGAAAUGAAGAAGAGUUAUUUCAUGGUCAAUAUUAAAUUU
This is a messenger RNA of Corylus avellana, 1661 nucleotides long. Its product is annotated as putative casein kinase II subunit beta-4. Gene Ontology annotation, cellular component: protein kinase CK2 complex; cytoplasm. Lineage: Eukaryota; Viridiplantae; Streptophyta; Magnoliopsida; Fagales; Betulaceae. The record is from RefSeq and is a predicted model, not a curated record. Gene Ontology annotation, molecular function: protein kinase regulator activity.